CCGCCACAUGUAUAAAUAUGGGAUCUCCCUCCUUUUGGAUCGCACACUUGUCCGGUUAUCGCGCCGCGCGGGAGUCCGGGCGGAUCGUCUGAAUUCUAUAGUCAUAUGUGGCACAGUCCAGUUCGUGCGUGGACGCAGAAUUUUUGGGAGGUAAAGAAGGAAAGAGGCAGGCGGGAUCGUUUUUGUGAAGCAGAUCGAUCGGGGAUUUGAUGGACGCCUGAUCAGCGGAUGUGAUGCCCAUGUAUAUCAUCGACCGAAAAUUUCCCGACGCACCUGGUGAGUUGAGACAGCUGACAGCUGAAGGAGGACACCCGACAAUGACAGAGACAAACCCCCCCAAGAAGCACCGCUGGACUGCCCUGGAGAGUGGUCUCAUUACCAUUGUCUCAUUGCUCUUCAUCAUCAUCGUCGUGCUCAUCAUCCUCUUUGCCACACAUAAGACUUAUGAAAUCUGUACCACAGCUGACUGCACACAAUCAGCAUCUCGUCUUAUUGAGAAUAUGGAUGCUAAUGUGGACCCAUGCGAUAACUUCUAUCAGUAUGCCUGUGGAGGAUGGCUUAAAAAGAACAUUAUUCCAGAGACCAGCUCAAGAUACAGCACCUUUGACAUCUUACGAGAAGAACUGGAUGUCAUACUAAAAGGUGUCCUUGAAAAAACAGGGGAAGGAGAAGCUGCAGCUCUCACCAAGGCUAAGACUCUCUACAAGUCCUGUACUAAUGACACUUUAAUUGAGGUGAGAGGAGGGACUCCGUUGCUUGAAAUGCUGCAUGACAUAUUUGAGUGGCCCAUAGCUACGGACAACUGGGAGACAGACUACGGUAAAACAUGGAGGCUGGAGGACGCCAUAGCGAAGCUGAAUGAGAAAUACGGAACUCACCUCUUGGUUAACUUUUAUGUCGGCUCAGAUGACAGAGACUCAAAUACACACAUCAUUCAUUUUGACCAGCAGAGCAGUCUUGGCCUCUUAUCCAGAGAUUACUACGCCUGCACAGGACCUUAUGCAGAGGCCUGUCGAGCCUAUAAGCAGUUCAUGACGGACUUGGCAAAACUGAUCCGCACUGACCGAAAACUGGCCAUCAAUGAGACUCGCAUUCAAGAGGAUGUGGCAACAAUCAUGGAACUUGAGACGGACAUCGCCAAUGCAACUGAUACUCCGGAGGAUCGUAGCAACCCAGUGCUGCUUUAUAAUAAGAUGGAGUUGGGACAACUAAAUGCUAACUUCACCCUUGAGGUUGAAUCAAAGGUAUUUGACUGGAGCUACUUCACAGCAAAGAUAAUGGAUACAGUUAACAUCACAGUUCCUGACACCGAGAACAUCAUCAACUACUCCCCCAACUAUUUUAGAAGACUCAAGGGUGUCUUGGCCAAAUAUACCAAAAGGGAUUUGCAGAACUACAUGGUAUGGAGGUUUGCUAUGAACAUGGUGGUGGGCUUGAGCAGAGCUUACAGGGACACGAGGAAAGCUUACCGCAAGGCUCUGUUUGGUACUACAUCAGAGGCAGCACUGUGGCGACAGUGUGCACAUUAUGUCAACAACAACCUAGAGAACGCUGUGGGGCGGCUGUAUGUGGAGCAGGCUUUCUCUGAGAAGAGCAAAGAACUGAUGGAGGAGAUGAUUGCAGAUAUUCGGGCAGAGUUUAUUGCUAAUCUUGAAGACCUGACUUGGAUGGAUGCAGAGACCAAGAAAGCAGCUAAGGAGAAGGCACUCGCCAUUCGGGAACGAAUCGGCUAUUCUGACAACAUCAUGAAUGAUGAAUUCCUGAACAAAGAGUACAAAGAGCUGAGCUACAGUGCAGACAAGCACUUUGAAAACAUCCUACAGAAUCUGCAGUAUAUGCAGAAGAGACGCCUGCGGAAACUCAGAGUUAAAGUCAACAAAGAGGAAUGGAUAACUGGAGCUGCAGUUGUCAAUGCCUUUUACUCAACCAGUAAAAAUCAAAUAGUAUUCCCUGCAGGUAUCUUACAGCCUCCAUUCUUCAGUAAAGGUCAAGCAAAAUCUCUCAGUUACGGUGGCAUCGGGAUGGUAAUUGGACAUGAGAUCACGCACGGUUUUGAUGACAAUGGUCGGAACUACGAUAAAGACGGGGAUCUGAAGGAAUGGUGGACUCCAGAGUCCACUCAGAGGUUUCUGGAGCUGUCAAAGUGCAUUGUGGACCAAUAUGGCAAUUUCUCCUGGGACAAGGCUGGGGGACUUCAUUUAAAUGGUAACAACACCCUCGGGGAGAACAUCGCUGACAAUGGAGGAAUACGACAGGCUUAUCAGGCUUACAAGAAGCAUGUGAGUAAGCAUGGAGAGGAGCCACCUCUGCCUGGCAUUGACCUUUCCCAUGAUCAGCUCUUCUUCCUUAACUUUGCUCAGGUAUGGUGUGUUAAACACAGACCAGAGCAAGCUGUUAAUUCCCUGAAAAUAGAUGUUCACAGCCCAGAGGAAUUCAGGGUACUGGGCACCCUUCAGAAUUUCCCAGAAUUUGCCAAAGCAUUCAGCUGCAAGAAGAACAGCUACAUGGUCCCUGAGAAGAUCUGCCGCGUUUGGUGAUCCAUGGCCCUGUUGGGAUGGGGAUGCCGGUAUUGACCACGGUCUAUGAUGUCCCCCACAAGACCUCUCCCCUCUGACUAUCAGUGCACUCACGGCGCUGUAGGGAAGAGGAUGCUCCAUUUUACUGGAUGGGCCAGAACUGGUGUUGUGACACUGCGGUAUGCACUUCCUCCUAGGAGAGCAGUGGAUUGCAUUCUCAUGGACAGAUGGAGAACUGUCUCUCUGACUCUGAUGCCAUCACUCAUUUUAUUAGUCUGAGUAUCUUGAUUCUCAGUGGAUACAAUCACUCCUAUGUUUUUUCUUAUUAUUUUAAAAAGUUACCUCUCUGUCUCCAUCUUUUGUAUGAUUUUUUUUCCUAAUUUUUGAGGAUGUCAGUGUGUAUUUCAGUGAAAAUACUGUAGAACACGUUACAAAAUAGAUGCAGAAAAAUUAAAGCACAUAAAACCCACGAGCACUAUUAACACACCACAAUCCCACUUCCACUCAAAAACAUGAAAUCGGGCUGAACCACUGCACUGUAUGUGGGAUGGAGGUAUAUGUUUGUACUUAAACCUUCAGCUAUUGUGAUGAAGUGCACUGUACAUUGAACUAGACUAGCAUCAUUUAAAAGAAGUCUCCACUUUGUUUGUAAUCAUGUAAUGCACAGUACUGCUGUGUAUUUGAUGUUAACAACCAGUAGCUGCGGUUCCUUUGCAGCAUAUCAAAUAAACCAAAAUUAAAUGUUUACCUUGGAUUUGGAAGAUGGUCAUAAA
Molecule: messenger RNA, 3289 nt
Organism: Thalassophryne amazonica
Lineage: Eukaryota; Metazoa; Chordata; Actinopteri; Batrachoidiformes; Batrachoididae
Product: neprilysin-like
Exons: 23
Coding region: 234-2537 (767 amino acids)
Biological process (GO): protein processing; amyloid-beta clearance
Cellular component (GO): plasma membrane
Molecular function (GO): metalloendopeptidase activity
Source: RefSeq, a predicted model, not a curated record